AUGCCGAAUGAAUCCGUUUGGGUGAGUCUUGCCUAUAUGAGUCUCGGAGUGUUCGGAUUCGUUUGUAAUGCAUUAGUUGUGGCAAUGAUCUCGACAGUUCCGGCCUAUCACAAAUCUGCCUAUAUUUUGAUGGCUAAUAUAGCGGUAGCCGAUGCAGUUCAAUCACUUAUUGUCGGUUGUUAUACGGGUUUCGUGCUCGUCACACAGGCGAUCACAAUGAAACACAGAGAGCUGACAGGUAACUCUACAUUGAUCAGUGAAACCGAGUCAAUGGUCGGCAAUCGAUUUAUUUGUGUAUUAACAAUCACCGCCUGGUUUGUAAUGAUCUACACUUACGGAGUACUUGGAGUAAAUCGAUGUGUAUCCACUUGUUUCUAUAAGACUAAACUCCGGAAAUUCAACCGUCUUCGUUGGACACAAUAUAUGAUGGUUGUUGUUUGGGUUGUAUCCAUUGCAGGAGGUAUUGCCGCUUCAUUUCCCGAGCCAAUCAUCGUUGUUCAACUCCAUAUCUGGACGAUGAGAUUCGUCAACUUCAGCACUAGAUCACAGGCUUUCAUCCUGUUCAACAUUGUUGUCAAUGCCGCAUCGAUUUGUCUCCAAUGGGUGUGCUCGAUUUUUGUCCUCUGCACGGUUCGAUCAAUCUCAAAAAGGAUUUCAAAUCACUCAAUCAGUUCGGCCAAAGUGCGACGAUCGCAAAAACAGGCUCGUCUCUCCUUCCAAUUCUUCUAUCCAUCAGUCGUUUGUACCCUCUCUUCAAUCAUGUUCUUUUCAAUGCCUCUUUAUGCACAUUUAAUGACCCGAUGGCAUUUUUUGAUAUCCCAUUUAGUAUGGUUAAUAAACCAUUUGUGUAAUCCAAUCAUUUACGCCUAUUUCAAUGGACGAAUGCGCGAGACAAUGUCAUUAUGGUUGAGAUGUGAACACGACAAUGGUAAUAGUGUUGUCGAGAAGGGGAAAAAUCAGACAACUUAUGGACAAAGUUGUGGAACAGAUGGAAGAAAAAGUACAAGGGAUCAAACAAUCACUCUUCUCAACUCAUCGAGCGCAAAGAAGUUCAGUCUUCCUUCCUUGAGGAUUCACAAUGCAACAACAAGAGGCACUCCUCGUUCCAACAAAGCUCCAUCAUUGGACGUCGGGAAUGUCAGCACAACUCCUUUUCCCAUUCAUGAAGAACCCCAAGAAAAAGCAAGAAAAUUAACAUUU
Messenger RNA from Mesorhabditis belari, 1200 nucleotides. NCBI's taxonomy places the organism in Eukaryota, Metazoa, Nematoda, Chromadorea, Rhabditida, Rhabditidae. The record is from the annotation of a GenBank genome assembly.